This is a messenger RNA of Dentiscutata erythropus, 373 nucleotides long. The record is from the annotation of a GenBank genome assembly. Lineage: Eukaryota; Fungi; Glomeromycota; Glomeromycetes; Diversisporales; Gigasporaceae.
AAAUUUACAACAAUGUAUAAAGGAAGAAUAUGUUCUUGAAAAAGUAUAUCGAAUUUUAGGUUUCGAACAAUCACCAUGGGUGGAACUAUACAUUGCAAUGAAUACUCAACGACGUGCAAAAGCAAAGAAUAUCUUUGAAAAAGAUUUCUGGAAAUUAAUGAAUAACUCAGUAUUUGGAAAAACUAUGGAAGAUAUAAGAAAACAAGUGAAUAUAGAUUUAGUUAGACAGUGGAUAAUUAAUGAUGAAGGUAAGCAUGUCUUAAAAAAUACAAAAGUUAUAGAUAAGUGGAAGGACAAAAAUGGAGGAGAUCGUGUUAUUGGCUAUGCAGGAGUUCACGCAAAAUGUUAUAAUGUUGUCUGUGAAAAUUCAUGA